Messenger RNA from Linnemannia hyalina, 1488 nucleotides. Lineage: Eukaryota; Fungi; Mortierellomycota; Mortierellomycetes; Mortierellales; Mortierellaceae. The record is from the annotation of a GenBank genome assembly.
AUGGAAGUCAGCUGUCGAGACGUUCUCCAGGAUAUGGCAUCCAAGGAUGAAGAGACAUCGUCAUCGAGUUUACCCUCGCCCUCACCCGAGUUGUCUCCCGCACAAGCAUGGAGCCAAGAGCACAGUGCAGACACAGUCGCUCUUCCACCAUCAUCCCUUGAAUUACCUCGCGCACAGACUUGGUCUCUGGAACAAUCAUUCCAGCAACGGGACAGCACGGCAACAACAAACUCAACCUCUCUUCCUUCCCCCCCUCUCGACUUGUCGAUCGGAUCGCCUUGGAUUGAGAGCAAGACCAAUGUUUUUGAUUCCCUGUUCGAGUUGCACACCGAGCAUUCCUUCUCAGAGUGUGGCACCACCUCCUUCAUGGGUCUCGAACUUGAUACCUCCCAGUCGGCCUUUGGACACGGCCAUAGCAUCUCGGAUUCAUGCACCAACUCCGAACACGACGUCAUGAGCUCAUUCUUGGGGGUUGGCGCAGAGUUGAACACGCACCUCCCAGUGGGCGGCCUUAUGACAUCCUUCAUGAGCGCUGAGGACUUGGUGCAGGCGCUUGUCACACCUGUCUCAGAUCUGAUCAAGGCUAGAGACAUCAACGACAAAGCAACCCCUGCUAUCCCACUGUGUGUUUGGCCCAACGACCUCUUUGUCGAGACGGCUGCCCAGGGCGAGAAGAUCGAUCAGGGUAACCCGACGACCAUUGCCUGCUCUCUUCUUCCACCCCCUCAAGGCACCGUCUCUGCCGCCCCAGCCCCAGCUGCCGCGGCUCGAAGAGUUCGAUUCGACAUGACGCCUUACAUCAAGUUGCUCGACCCGACACGAGUAACGGGACCUCCCGAGGAACCGGACGAAGAGCACAUUGACGACAUUAUGCGUAACGCCCGAUGGGAAUAUCGCUGGGACAAGGACCUUCGUCAAGAACACAAACUCGCCAAGUGGGCAUCAUUCAACGCCCACCUCCAUGCGGCCUUCCCGGUCGAAGAAGACGAUAUGCAGGCCACUGAUGAACGACAAAGCGACCAAUUUUCAACUGAAGAUCGUUCGACCAAAAAGCAUAGCAUCGACAGCGAUGACACUGAUGACUUUUUGGCCGACGAGCGUCCCGCUAAGAAGAGCCGAGCUGCCGACCAUGCAUCCAGUGACUCUUGCAACACCCCUUCCAACGAUAUCAUAAUCGACCAGCUCGGAGUUAAAGACCCUUUGGUCAACAGCGACACAACUAUCGACUACUUAGACGGCGCCAACACAACCAACGAUCAGCCAUUCGAUGUGGUGUCAGCUAUCAAGAUGCAUGUGGUCUCCGAGUCGCAAACGGAGGAUCGUCUUGCAUUGAACCAGCACCCCGACUUUGACGAGAUGAUCAAGGAUGACGAGAUCGGACGAUCCUACCGCCUCUUCCGCUGGAACCUCUGCUACCCUGCCUUUCAGAUCGAGGAGUUCCAAGAGGAGGAAAUGUCGCAGGAGGAUACUGAUGAUUUGGAGUAUUGA